AUGGCCAACUCAAAAUCCGCCUUCCUCAAUCCAGAUCGGAACCCGCUGUUACACGUCCUGGUUAGGAAACUAUGUUUUGAUCACUUUACCGCUGGUGAGACGGAGACCGAAGUUAGACAGACAAUCAAUCAUGUGAAGAGUCUUGGGUUCAAAGGCGUGAUUCUUGGCUAUGCGAAGGAGGCCCACAUCGCUGGCGUCGAUACUGACAUGGGUAUUCCCAAGUCUGCCCCCGGAGUCUUCGAGACCGAAUGUGUCAAUGCAUGGAGGGACGGCAUAUUAAAAACCCUGAGCCUGAUUGGCCAGAAAGACUUUUUGGCUGUCAAGUUCUCGGGCGCUAGCAAAGCCACACUGGAUGCACUGGCACACGGAGAAGACCCGCCGCAGAACAUGUGGGGAGCCAUGCUGGAAAUCUGUGAUGCCACCGCGAAGCAAGGCAGCCGACUCUGGAUUGACGCCGAACAGCAGGACCUUCAGCCCUCUAUUGACGAAUGGACGAGGCGGUUGAUGCGGAGGUACAACCAAGGCGACAAGGCACUUGUCUACACAACAAUGCAGAGCUAUCUAAAGCACAUGGAGUAUAACGUUGGCAAGCACCUCGAGAUGGCUCAGGCCGAGGGCUGGAUCCUCGGCGUCAAGCUCGUGCGCGGCGCCUAUAUUGCAACAGAGAGGCGCAACUUGAUCCACGACACAAUUGAAGAUACCCAUGAUGCAUAUAACAGGAUUGUCAAGAGCAUGCUCCGACAGGAGUAUCCAGGGGUGUCGCCUGACAAGAUUUACCCUCGCUCUGAGCUGUUCCUUGCCACACAUAAUGAGGACAGCAUCAACAAGGCAUGGUCUCUGCAGAAGUCGCUCCUGCAAGCUGGGAAGCCUACUAUAGAGCUUGGCUUUGGUCAACUUCAGGGCAUGGCCGACGAGGUGGGCUGUAGCCUGAUCCAGCUGUGCCAGGAUGAGAAAGCCGCGGACAAGACCCAGGCUUUGCAGGCCAUCCGGGAUGCCCAGUUGAUGGCCGUGCCGAACGCGUUCAAAUGUCUUUCAUGGGGGACCACGAGCGAAUGUCUGCAAUUCCUUUUACGACGGGUGCGGGAGAACGCCGAUGCGUUCGGGAGAACAAAGUACUGGGCCGUGAGUUUUCGAGAAGAAAUUUUGCGACGGCUUACAAGCCCGUUUUCUCUCAGAGCGAAGGAGCGCUCGCAACAAGGCAUUAGGUAG
Molecule: messenger RNA, 1209 nt
Organism: Pestalotiopsis fici W106-1
Lineage: Eukaryota; Fungi; Ascomycota; Sordariomycetes; Amphisphaeriales; Sporocadaceae
Exons: 2
Coding region: 1-1209 (402 amino acids)
Cellular component (GO): mitochondrion
Molecular function (GO): FAD binding; proline dehydrogenase activity
Source: RefSeq, a predicted model, not a curated record